AUGCCAAAUAUAUGCAUCUUGGGUCAGUCAGAGAGAUUGUGGAAUUUUGAAAUAAUUACUGCUUCUGUGACGUCCUCCGAUGAAAGCAAAGUGAAUGGGUCCAUACAUGUCAAUCGGAUCUCAUUUAGUGAAACGGUCGUUUCGGCAAACGUUUAUUGGAACUGCGACGCCGAUGACGAUUCCACGGCGAAUUUCGUUCUGUUGUAUAUUCGCAAUGGCCUGAAUACGUCCAUACAAGUCAAUCGGAUCUCAUUCAGUGAAUCAGUCGCUUCGGCACGUGUCAAUUGGAAUUGUGAUACCGAUGAAAAGAGCACAGCGAAAAUGCUUCUAUGGCAUUGUCGAAAUGGCCGUGAGAGCGACUAUACUCUGACUCCCUACCAAAUACCAAAUCAAAGCUUAAAGACUUUUGUGGAUACCUAUUACCAUGACAUGCUCUACUUGAAUGUGGCAAACUGCUCAAAUUUGCCGCCAUAUGUGGAUCUAUCAGAUUUAAAGAAAGAGUAUAUACAUAUUUGAUAAUUGUCCUUUGACUGGCGACGGUUUUCCUUAUUAUCUACCCAUGGGAUAUUACAAAUUUUACCUGGAGAUUAAAGUCGAAGUAACGUUGAC
This is a messenger RNA of Drosophila sulfurigaster albostrigata, 609 nucleotides long. RefSeq lists its product as uncharacterized. Bases 1 to 516 code for a protein of 171 amino acids. NCBI's taxonomy places the organism in Eukaryota, Metazoa, Arthropoda, Insecta, Diptera, Drosophilidae. The transcript is spliced from 4 exons. The record is from RefSeq and is a predicted model, not a curated record.